CAGCAGCAGCACACCUUCCCACGUCACGGAGCAGGGAGACGCUCCUCUGCGACUGCCCCCUCAUUCUCGUCCGUGUGGCCUGAGUGUGAGCCGCCUGUAUCCUCUCCUCUCCAGCCUGCCGGUUUGUCUGUGUGCGUGCGUGCGUGCGUGUGUAAUUAGUGUGUGUGUGUGUUCAUCCAUGCCCGCCGUGUAAACCCUCUCCGUCCGCAGUCUUCCGCCGUCUUAACUGGACCCCAGCGCCGUGGAAUGAGUUUUAUCAACAGCCUUAGGCGCAGCGUGAAGAAAAAUGACAGCAAAAAGGACGUCAUGAAGGCACAAGACAUCCCUGACAGCCCAAACUCCCCGAGCCAGUUGGCUGUCAUAAAUAAUCCAGGCAUGGAUCCCAUCAUCACAGACUUCAAGUUACAGCUGCAGGACAACAAAGAUGGACUGCAAUCAACAAAUCCAUCAAAUGAAUGCUCGCGGUCAGACCUGACGCUGGCCCUGGAGGACUGCAUGACCGCCCUGGAUCUGUUCCUCAGGAAUGACUUUGAGGAGGCACAAGCCCGGCUCAGAUGCAGAACCAAAGACAGCAUGUACCACGCUCUGACCUAUGCCACUAUACUGGAAAUGCAGGCCAUGAUGACCUUUGACCCGCAGCACAUUCUGGUCGCGGGGAACACCAUGAAGGAGGCGCAGGCCAUCUGUCAGCGGAACCGGAAGAAGUCAACAUUCUCCAAAAGCUUUACAGAAGAGGAACUCCACGCUGAGGUGUGUUACGCCGAAUGUCUCCUGCAGAGGGCAGCACUCACCUUCCUUCAGGAUGAAAACAUGAUCAGUUUCAUCAAAGGGGGAAUCAAAGUGAGGAAUAGCUACCAGACUUACAAAGAGCUUCACACUGUCCUCCAGUCCACUGGAUACACUCAUGGUGACAACCACGGCCAUUUUGAGGGCGGCGUUAAGCUGGGAGUAGGAGCCUUCAAUCUAAUGAUUUCCAUGUUGCCCACACGCACGCUCAAGCUGCUGGAGUUUGUCGGUUUCUCUGGUAAUAAGGAUUUUGGUCUCCAGCAGCUCCAGGAGGGCUCUGCAGAAAGCACAUUCAGGUCCUUCCUGUGUAACAUGCUGCUGCUCUGUUAUCACACAUUCAUGAGCUUUAUUUUAGGCACCGGAGAAGGAGAUGUUGAAGAUGCAGAGAAACUGCUGCAGCCAUAUCUCAAGAAAUAUCCUAAGGGAUCCAUCUUUUUGUUCUUUGCUGGUCGAAUAGAAGAGAUUAAAGGCAACCUGGAUGCUGCUAUAAAGCGUUUUGAGGAGUGCUGUGAGGCUCAGCAGCAGUGGAAGCAGUUCCACCACAUGUGCUACUGGGAGUUGAUGUGGUGCUUCACAUACAAAAGACACUGGAAGAUGGCCUACUUCUAUGCUGACCUGCUCAGCAAGGAGAACUCAUGGUCCAAGGCUACCUAUGCGUAUAUGAAAGCAGCCUACCUCAGCAUGCUGAGUCAGGAUGAUUGCCUAACCUUCGGGGAAACUGCCCUAACUCUGUUCAGGCAGGUACCAGGGCUAAAGCAGAAAAUAGCUGGAAAAUCUUUACCAACAGAGAAGUUUGCCAUCAGGAAAGCCCGUCGCUACUUUGAGGAAAAACCAGUUCCUCUUCCAGCUCCUCCACUGGAGAUGAUGUACAUCUGGAACGGCUAUACAGUCAUUGGCAAACACAAAGACCUAACAGAGGGCAUGCUGAAAACACUGGACGAGGCACAGGCAAAACUUGAAAACGCCCCAAGAACAGAGUUCUCCAUAGAUGACCAGUGUCUGCUGAGCCUCCUGAAGGGUCUCUGUCUCAAACAUCUGGGGCACCAAGAGGAAGCUGAACACUACUUCACACUUGUUCUUUGCAACGAGACUCAGAUCAAGUAUGACCACUACCUGGUUCCUAAUGCCCUGCUGGAACACGGGCUGCUGUGCCUGCAGCAAGGGAGAAAAGAUGAAGCUAUUAAACUCCUGGAAUCAGCGAAGCAAAAUUACAAAAACUACUCGAUGGAGUCGCGGACACACUUCCGUAUACAAGCUGCUUUGCACAAGGCCAAGGGCACCGGGGAGAAUGGCAUUCAUGUGCCCUCCAGUCCAUAACAGACAGAGGAGGGCACACUAGAGCAGAGACAGCUUGCUGUUUCUGCUGUCCCACAAUACACCACUAAGACCAGCUCAACCCCGCCUAUUAUGGCGGGAGAUUUGUUUUUCUCGUCAAGAUGGUAGGAGAAGAGGAAGACAUAUUUUUCCUGUGUGUGCCAUCCUUACAGGCAACUGCAGCUCUAUGUGCCCCUGACUGGUUUAGGUGGAUUUGCUUCGCCCUCUUUGAGAGAUAUAUAAUAAUGAACCUCAAUUCCGUGUGUUUGAUUUAAAAUAGAGACUAAUUAAAAACAUGUGCCUAUAUUUAUGAAACAUUGCUUCGAGCAGGCUUAUUUGCCUUGCAUUGUGCUGACUUAUGAAGGGCAAACUAGAGUAGAAAACAAAGUCCGAUUUGUGUGCUGCAGUUUGCCUCCACCACUACUCCUGGAUACAAUGUGCUCAUUGUAGAGUUGUGGAGUUGGACCACACAAUCUUCAUAUAAAGGACUGACACUAAUUCCAGGACCAUUUGACCUGUAUGCUACAAAGCACUCCCACUAUUUGUGUGUAAUGUAAAUUGGAGACUAUUAAUAAAGUGUGACAUAAUUAUGUGUUUGCAUAAUUUGACAGAUUCCUCAAACAACUCAUGAGGAUCUUUUUUAAAGUGCCAUUGAUCAGAACCAUUGUAUCCAAAUAAGAUAACAUCUCUCAAUGUUCAAGCUGGCGUUUUACAUAAUCAUCGGUUUAUUUAGAUUAUUUAGAUUUAUUUGAGCAUUCUUAGCAUUUUCCUUCUGUCACUACUACAUAUUGACACUAUUUUAUUCUUGCGGAAUACUCUUACAGUUUCCUUUCGAAGAAAUGAUAAAAUCUAAAAUCCUGAUGUAUUUACUUACAUUUUGUGGCAUUUGCACAGAGCUUUGUAAACCAGCCAGGCAUGCAAACUUUCCUGGGUCAAAAAAAACAUGCUUGUAAGACUUGCAGUGAGAGUUGUUCUUUGCAUUUAUAUACUGUAGAUGGCACCUUUUACACAAAUUGUCCCGUUUUAAGAGGACAGAUGAAUGUGUCUUUUAGAAAGGCAGACUCCCUUCUUUUUUCCUCCUGGUGUGUAGGACGUACUCCAGCACUACUUGAGCUCGAACAAAACCGGCCAUUCACAGUGAGCAGCGAAGGCCUGCGUGCUUGUCUGUCUGCUGCAUCUUUAGUAGGUGAAGAAUCUCUCACAGUAUGUGAACUUCCUCUGCUGCUCCUGUGUCAGCCAUGCUCACCUAGAACCACCCACAGAAACAUUUGAAUGUUAUAACUUAACUACAUACUGUAUAAAAAUAGUAAUCUGUAUACGAACAAAUAGGAGUCAACUUUUCCGUGGUUGGUGGUUAGGUUUUCGGAGAUGCAGCUUACUUGCAAGCGGGCGUUCAAAAUGUAGAAACUAAGAUGGUGUCUCAAGUGUUGGAAUUUGAAUACUGCUGAUUUAUUCAUGAUUAGAAUGAGGUUUGGGAUUCAAGAUGAAGACCGGGAAGAAUAGGAGUCAGUUUCAAGUUGUUUUUUUAAUGGUGGAAGACAUGUAUUCAUAUUAUUAUUCUAACAGCCGUUACUUUCCUGAAUAUUUCGAUAGCAAAUCGCUUUCCUAUAAUUAAUGAAGCUUAUUUUUCUUGCCCUUUGGUUUUACUCUUAUAAGCUUCUAUCUAAACUGAGUGGCGUUGUGAUGUUUACAGUCUGCAUAUUUUACUGGGCAUGGCUACCACUAUGCAGAAUGACAUUCCUGUACAUACUGAAUGUUUCUGUUGUAAUUUAAGAUGAAAUGAUGAUAAGUCACAAAAACA
Messenger RNA from Mugil cephalus (flathead mullet), 3901 nucleotides. RefSeq names its product tetratricopeptide repeat domain 39A (gene ttc39a). The record is from RefSeq and is a predicted model, not a curated record. Gene Ontology annotation, molecular function: protein binding. The transcript is spliced from 21 exons. Lineage: Eukaryota; Metazoa; Chordata; Actinopteri; Mugiliformes; Mugilidae. Bases 247 to 2103 code for a protein of 618 amino acids.